AUGGCGUCGCAAAAUAAUGUCUCACAUGCAGAACUAUGGGACGAUUCUACACUUGUAGACUCGUGGAAUGAAGCCCUACAAGAAUAUGAGAAAUAUCACAGUAUCCAUGCUCGAGGAGAGAAAGUUGAGGAUGUGUUGAACGCGUUCGAGAAUCAAAGUAAUGGAUUGCAAGUUUGUCUCCUCCCGACCAUUAUGAUAUUGCUAACCUUUUGUAGGGAAGGGGAGAUAAAUGAGAAUAAUGGAGAAGGUGUUGAAGAACUGCUGGAAGAAAAUAUUGUCAUGCAAAGCGAGUUUGAGCAAACCAAUGAGCAAACCCAAGCAGGACCUAAAGUUGGUGACAAACCCGCACCAAAGGCGGCCAUGUCUGGUUCUUCAUCCUCAAAAGCUCCAACACUACCACCACAGUUAAUUGGCCAAGUUCACGAUGAAAAUCUUAAGAAUUUAUUGAUGUCUUGGUACUAUGCUGGCUACUAUACUGGAUUGUAUGAAGGCCAACAGCAAAAGCAAGAACCAAGUAAGGGUACGUAA
This is a messenger RNA of Botrytis fragariae, 528 nucleotides long. Its product is annotated as putative survival motor neuron-like protein 1 protein. Bases 1 to 528 code for a protein of 175 amino acids. The record is from RefSeq and is a predicted model, not a curated record. The transcript is spliced from 4 exons. Lineage: Eukaryota; Fungi; Ascomycota; Leotiomycetes; Helotiales; Sclerotiniaceae.